This is a messenger RNA of Columba livia (rock pigeon), 5150 nucleotides long. RefSeq names its product neuralized E3 ubiquitin protein ligase 1B (gene NEURL1B). The record is from RefSeq and is a predicted model, not a curated record. Gene Ontology annotation, biological process: ubiquitin-dependent endocytosis. The transcript has 5 exons. Lineage: Eukaryota; Metazoa; Chordata; Aves; Columbiformes; Columbidae. Gene Ontology annotation, cellular component: early endosome. Gene Ontology annotation, molecular function: ubiquitin protein ligase activity. The coding region runs from base 136 to 1848 and encodes 570 amino acids.
GCAGCGCCGGCAGCAGCAGCAGCGGCGGGGGCGGGCGGGGCGGGGCGGGGGCGGUGCGGAGCGCGGCGGCGGGAGGCGGGCGCUGUCCAUGGCCCUGCGGAGCCCCGGCCGCCCCGCGCUCCGCCGAGCCGAGCGAUGGGCAACACGGUGCACAAGACCCUGGCAGACACAAGCCACCAGCCCCGCUCCGUCUCCAGCCGCCCCUACUACAGCUUGCCCAACAGCAGCCAUGAGAGACGCUCGGUCCUCGCUAUCACAGAGCCGCCGCGUUUCCACUCCCAAGCCAAAGGCAAGAACGUGCGUCUGGACGCUCACUCCCGCAAGGCCACGCGGAGGAACAGCUUCUGCAACGGGGUCACCUUCACCAACCGGCCCAUCCACCUCUACGAGAAGGUCAGGCUGAAGCUGGUGGCCGUGCACCACGGCUGGAGCGGGGCCCUGCGCUUCGGCUUCACCAUUCACGACCCGUCGCAGAUGAGCUCCGACGACAUACCAAAGUACGCCUGUCCGGACCUGGUGACCCGACCCGGAUACUGGGCCAAAGCUUUGCCAGAGAGGUUUGCUGUCAGAGACAAUAUCUUGGCCUUCUGGGUUGACCGCCAUGGGAGAGUCUUCUACAGUAUUAAUGAUGAGGAGCCAAUAUUGUUUCACUGUGGUAUUAAAGUUUCUGGUCCUCUCUGGGCACUCAUAGAUGUCUAUGGAAUUACCCAUGAAGUGCAAAUACUAGACAGCAUGUUUGCAGAGACCAUGACCACUGCCCAUCUCAGCACCGCCCGUCUCAGCACUUGCCUUCCGCAGAGCAACCACGAUUCAGCCAACUUCAAUAACAACGAACUGGAGAACAACCAAGUGGUGGCCAAAAUCGCAAACUUAAACUUAAGUCGGGUACCAGGACUUGCGACAGACAACCACAUCAUCCCCUGUUGCCCAAACCGACGGCAGCACGCCCAGGGGGUCCCAGCCUUCCUGGACACAGACCUGCGAUUCCACCCCACCCGUGGACCUGACAUCACCUUCUCUCAGGACCGGAUGGUUGCAUGCACCAACUGGCAGGAAAGCAAUAGGACUUUGGUGUUUUCUGACCGGCCUUUGCACAUCGGUGAAAGCCUCUUUGUGGAAGUAGGACACCUUGGGUUGCCAUACUACGGGGCCCUUUCAUUUGGCAUCACUUCUUGUGAUCCGAGUACAUUACGGACAAACGAGCUCCCAGCAGAUCCGGACUUUCUCUUGGACCGCAAGGAGUACUGGGUUGUUUACCGAGCGUUCCCGGUCCUCAACAGCGGCGACAUUCUCAGUUUCAUGGUCUUGCCGAAUGGAGAGGUGCACCACGGGGUGAACGGAGCCAGCCGAGGGAUGCUAAUGUGUGUGGACACCUCACAGUCGCUCUGGGUGUUUUUUACAAUCCACGGUGUGAUCAACCAGCUCAAAAUAUUGGGCACUGUGCAGUCCAGCCCAGUGACCGUCUCUCCCUCAGGAUCGCCCGGUGGCUCGCAGUACGACAGCGACUCAGACAUGGCCUUCAGCGUCAACAGGUCGUCGUCUGCUUCAGAGUCGUCACUCGGUAAGGGGAGCCCGGCCCUCGGCAGCCUCUGCGCUGAAUCAGUGACCGCUCCCAGCUCCCCCCUGAGCCCUCCCAUCUCUCCUGUCUUCUCCCCUCCAGAGCCAUCAAGCAGCAAGAACGGGGAAUGCACCGUCUGCUUUGACAGCGAGGUGGACACAGUGAUCUACACCUGCGGACACAUGUGCCUCUGCAACACCUGUGGUCUUAAGCUGAAGAAGCAGCUCAACGCCUGCUGCCCAAUCUGCCGACGGGUCAUCAAAGAUGUUAUUAAAAUAUACCGCCCUUAGUGCCCGACUUGGGCUGUAGGAAGGGGGAAUGCCGCUAGCAGUAACCAUGCCUUUCCGUCCCUGCUUAUGGGUUAUCGUGCUGGUCAGUCGUUAUCAAGUGGCUCGUUAUCUGUGUUUCCUUAUUUGACUGGUAGGGCACAAUUCAGGGAUAAAAUUGAGCUGAGGAUCUCAUGGGGCCCAAAGGCACAGCUGUUGUGUGCCCAUGGGUGAAUCUGGAGAAUCAUGGUCUGGACCCAACCCAGCUGCAAAUGAGAAAUUUCCAGUGCAAAGGCUCUUUUUUUCCUCCUCCAGAGGCUCGCUGUGAUUGGGAAGGGCAAGUUGCCGCUUGGCCAGUGCCCGGUGCCACUGAGCUUCCCAACCCCAAAACCCCAACAGCUCUGGGCUGCUGCCAGGGGCUUGUACUGUGGUGGAACAAAAUUAGGAUGAGGCCCAGUGGGAGGGUCCGAAGUGGCUAAAACUGAUCUGCAAAUGACAUGUCCAUCUGUGUAAGGGGAACUAGCUAAGGCCAGAAUAGUAGCACAGCCAGAUUCUCACUUGUUUGGAUUUUGGCCCCCUGAACAAGCUUCUGUGCCAUGUGGAGAAGGUGGUCUGCACUUACAUAAAGCAGCUUUUGCUUUCUGUGGCAGAGCAGGGACUUUUGGCCAGGAAGGCUGAGACCCAGGGAGCAGCCACAGCGUAGCAGCGAGGAGCACGGGCCCCCAGAGAGCCCCAGCGCACCCCGAUUGCUGCAGCAGCAGCGAUGGGCUGUGGGCACUGCCUGGCUGCUGGAGCCACAAAUUGCAGCCCGUGGAUGAGAGAUGCGUUCGGAUGGGCACACGGUGAGCCUGGCUUAGAAAAAGCGCAGGGCUACUGCCACCUGCGAUGGUGGUGUUUGUCAUCUCUGCGCACACACGUCUGCAUUUUGCUCUGCUGCUCUUCACGGGUGGCAGAGCUGCUGUCUCACACCGUCCUGGCUGGCUCGCUGCCCCAAGCCUUGCCCUGCAGCCCAGCCUUCCUCCCACCCCACCACAGGGACUUUUUGAAGCCUGUGUUGAGAAAUGAAUUGCUGACCCAGUCCCAGCAGGCUCAACUUUUUUGUGGGGACUGCGUAUGUGCCGCUUUUACCUGCUUUUUCUCCUGCCUUUCCAGGUUUCCCAGUAGAGCGUCCAGCUGCUGGAUCCCAGUAAUAGAUGAGAACUUGUUGAGAUGAACAGGGAGCUGUGUCACCUGGCUUUACUUGGGAGGAGGAAAGAAAAAGGCUCUGGGGCUAUUAUUAGAUGUUGGGAUCUUAAAAGGUAAAUGGGUUUCAGCUGUGAUAUUAGACAACCACAAGCAACCUGGGUUAGUUGGGCUGGUGCAGGGAGCUUGGUUUCCUCCUCCUUGCUGACCCCCGUCCUCCAUCCACCCCACGGCUCCUCUCUGCUCCUUCACCAUGGGCAGUUGCCACCUGGUCCGGCUUCCUAAAGAGGUAGAGAGAGGGGAUGCAGAUGGGAGGAUGAGGGAGGGAGGGAGGGAGGGACGGACUGGUGUCAUUCUAGCUUGGUAACCACGUGCCACCAAGGGGGUGAGAACAGCUUUCUGAGAAAGGUGCAAUUAUCACGUUUUUAUUUCAAAAAAGAUAAAAGCCUAGCAACCCCUGUACAUUUCAGGGUUUCUGAGUGCAGAGGGGACACCUGACGUUGUCAGUGUCACCUCACCUUGCUGUUCCCUUCCUCCUCCGAGGUGUCGGUAGCCAUGGGUGCACUGCUGCCUCUCAUGGUGCCAUCGCUGGGGCAGUGGUUUGGUGGUGCCAGCAGUGCCGUGCUUGGUGACAAACCAGCGCUCAGCCCCGUCCCAGCCCCGCGCUGCCAUCACAGAGAGCAUCUUGUCCUCCUCCCGCAGCGGCCGUGGCUGCUCAGCAGCCUGUUCCACAUGCCAGCUCACAGGGCAGGGAGAAAACUAUGUUUUUCUUCCUUGGAGAGCUAAUUAACAUUUUAAUUAAGUGUAUAAAUAAGAGACUGCUAUAGAGUGAGAUCUCGCAUCCAUCGUCCUGAUGUAUCGGCAUGGGAGCCUGCUGGCUUUGUGUGGCCCCGUAGGGAAGCUCGGCUCGUUGUUUGCACAUUGGGGUCCAGCUGUGGUCCCUGGGCACAGCACUGAGAGCAUGAUGAUUGCAAAGUGUGUGAACAGGGGAUGAAAGGCCCGGUGGGUUAGAGCCUGCCUGGUGACCGGGCUGAGCUGGGAAGCCUUUGCAUGGCGAGGAAUUCAAGGAAAGUUGUGUGAAUCCCCAGCAAGCGAUGCUGGCUUGGAUCAGCAAACACCAGCGGCCACCCCUGGGGCUGCGGUCCCACUUUUGGGGGUGCUCAGUCCCUUUUGGUGGGACAGAGCCCAUUUACUUGCCUGACACCCACCCCAGAUGGUGUGUGAGCCGUUCAGGACUAAUUGCACGGGUUUAAUUUUUGCUGUAGCAGCUGAGACCAGUUUCCAGAAGGGCAGCGGCCAACGGGGUCAGCAAGGGAGCAGCUUAUUCAGGGGUAUGACCCAAGUCGGGGUCUGCAGUGCGGCCGCGCACCAAGCGGGACCUGGGGCAGUGGACGGGUUCCCCUGCAGCCCAAGAGCAACAGGAAUUUUAUCCAAAAUAGGCCUCUUCUAAAAGAUUUCCAGGAAAAGGUAGCCUCUUACAGAUUUAAUUGUUAGUAUUCGUAUUGCUAUUUUUUUUAAACAGUCUGAUGAUAUAUAUGAUUUGUACAGAAGAUCUGUUUGUGCCUUAUAAGGGUGUCUGUGCACUUUUUAUCCUUUUUAAAGCAACUUUUAAAAAAGAAAAAAAAAAAAAAACGGGGAGAAAACAACACAGAUUAAUGGUAGUUUUAUAGAAUUUUGUGUUCACUGAGAAUCCUGCUUUUUAUAAAUAUAUACAUAUAUAUAUAUAUAUGAGUGAAAAAGUGUUUAUUUCCAUGGAUCUCCCCGCCUCUCCUCCUACCAUAUUUGUUUAAAUUUUUUAAAAAAGGAAAGGAAAAAAAGAAGAGAUGGGGGAAACUCCUUUACCUUCCUUCUUUCCGAGACAGUUACUCUCUUAUUGUUACCUUUAUGAUUCGAUACUGUGAGCUGCACAUCAUGUUGAAGCUGAAUCAGACUUUGGACCUCUGUAUUGGGCUUGUCGAGCAAAUCCUGUGGGGGAGCGGGGCGGGGAGGGCAUCGCACGCGGGAGGGAGCUGCACUUCUACAUGUCAGUGGUCUGUAGCGUUGUGUUCAGUGCUGUGUGUUUUACUUUUGUCCAUUUACCUGUUUUACAUUAAUAUAAUUUUACUUGUUUAUGAAACAAAUAAAACUUCGGCUUGUAAAGAGUG